Prorocentrum cordatum is the source of this 1006-nucleotide messenger RNA. The record is from the annotation of a GenBank genome assembly. NCBI's taxonomy places the organism in Eukaryota, Dinophyceae, Prorocentrales, Prorocentraceae.
CCGCGCCCCCGCGCGCGCCGUUCAGGGGGCCUCCGCGCAGCGCGCGAAGGGCACUCGGGGCGGGGUCGCUCGCGCUCUCUCGCCUGCGCGGCGAUGGGCGGGCCGCAGGGUUCACCUGGGAGCUGUGCUGUGACACCCAGUGGUGGGGCCCCCAGGGCAACCUCAAGUGCUGGGCGCCCGCCUCGGGCUUCACGCUCGAGCGGUGCUGCCCCCUGUGGCCCCUCGCCGGCAACGAGGUGGCCCUGCCGCAGCAGUCGCGGGCGCUGCUGCACUUCGGUCUGAGCAGCGGCGACCUGCUGCCCGUGGUGCAGGUCCCCCGCGUGCGCGGCGACGGGGAGCUGCCUGGCUGGCACCCGGCGUGGGUGGGCGGCGUCCUGUGGGCCGGCGGCGUGCUCCUCGGCCGCUGGGCCGACGCCUGCGCGGGCGCGGACUUCUGGCCCCGCAGGCGGGUGCUGGAGCUCGCGGCUGGGGUCGGCGUACCGGCGCAGGUGGCGCGGCGCUUCGGCGCCAACGUCACCGCCACGGACGUGUCGCCGGCCUCGCUCUGGGCGCUGCGGCGGAACCUGGCGGCCGCCGCGGCCGGCCGCGGCGGCCGCGUGGAGCGGGCGCGCGUGCUGCCGCUCGACGUGCGCGACGAGGAGGGCGUGCGGCGGUUCCGGCGCGAGGUGGGGACCUUCGACGUGGUGCUGGGCUCCGGGUGCAUGCGGGCGCCGCCGUGGAUCCCCCGGAAGUCCAAGCCGCCAUCUGGCGCGGGCUGGCGUCGCUGCUGGCGCCCGGGGGCGCCGCCGUCGUCGUGACCGAGGAGGCCACCGUCGACGCGCUGCAGGCCGCAGCGCGGCACGGCGGCGCGGCGGGCUCCCUCGCGGAGCCGCCGCUCGCGGUCGCCGCGCGCCUGGAGGGCUUCUCCCCGGGGGCGGGGCACGGCCACGCUCGCGGUGCUCGAGCUCGCCUCGGGGAGGGCGCCGGCGGGACGCCUCCUGGCGCCGGGCCUCCCCCGGGUCCCCGG